Melampsora larici-populina 98AG31 is the source of this 2274-nucleotide messenger RNA. RefSeq lists its product as uncharacterized. Gene Ontology annotation, biological process: cell division. The record is from RefSeq and is a predicted model, not a curated record. The transcript has 5 exons. NCBI's taxonomy places the organism in Eukaryota, Fungi, Basidiomycota, Pucciniomycetes, Pucciniales, Melampsoraceae. Bases 109 to 1641 code for a protein of 510 amino acids. Gene Ontology annotation, cellular component: plasma membrane.
AAAAUUAAACCGUCCAUCGAUUGGCAAUUUGGAGUCAUCGAGCUCAAGAUAAGAAUUCAUUACUCAUCCGAUCUUGAAAUCUCUUUAACCAUCAAUUUCCAAACUAUCAUGUCAGAAGAAGAAACCAUCUUACUCACUUUACCAAACGUAACAAUCUAUCAACAAGACAUCAAGAAUCCAAAUGAAACUUUACUUUUAAAUCAAACCACCUUAAAAAUAAAAUUAUUAGAUAUACCAUCUAAUACAUUGAUUAACAUUCCAACUACAUCAAAUCCUCCUUCAUAUAUAGAUUCAGAAAGUUUAAAAUCUCCUAUCAUCGAACUUAAAACUUAUUUAGUUUUAUCUUUUGAUGAUGAAUUGAUCGAAAUCCCUUUAACAACAGAUAUCGAAAUCAAAUUUAAAUCUCCUAAUUCUUAUUUGAUUCCAAUCGAUUCUAAUUCAAAUUCGAGCAAUAAUGAUCAAGAUCAAAAGAAUGGAAAAAAUAAAGAAAUCGAACUUGACUUGAAUUUACUUAAAUCUCAACAAGAAAGUUUUAUUAGAUUAGAAUUAAAUGAUCAGGAUCAAAUCGAUCAUGAUUUAUUUGAUACUUUUGAUAAUAUUCUUUCAAGUUAUACGAAUUAUUCUGGUCGAAAUCCUUCAAAUCUUACAACGACUAAUUUUUCAAAUCAAGUGGAUCAAAAACCAAUCAAUCAAAAAGCUAGACUCGCUCUUAUGGAUGAAAGAACCGGUAUGAUUUGUGGAGAAUUAGAAUCCGAAAUAAUAGUAGAAGACCUACCGAAUUCUAAACCAAAUUCAUCAUCCACCCCAAUUCAUAUGCCACCAAAGCCUACAUCAAGCUCGGUACAAUCAGCAGAAACAGUAAUAGUUUCUUUACCUUCUCCAGGAUCUCAAUCAUCUCAACAAACUUCACCAAUAGUCAAGAUCAAUUCAACUUCUUCAUCUAAAGGUUCAACUUUACUAGAAGGUGCUGAAUUAAUCUCACGAGGAAUCGUCACAGGUGCAGACAUUCUUACGCGUCUGAUGAACUCUUCAAGUUCAAGUUAUCUUUCGAAAGCUCCACCAGCAACAACACCUAUGACGUUCUCUCCAACUGCUAAAGCAAACUCUCAACGAUUGUUAAAGGUUUCAAAGACGGCUAAUCAAGUUAGUUCUAAGACGGUUCGAUUGAUUGGAGGGCUUGCUUCUAAAGUGGGAGAUCAAAUUGGAAAAUCAGCUGGGAUUCAACAUGUCCCUGGUCAAGCACCACCUACCGGUACUCGUGGAUAUGUACAUAAUGGUAUUCGAGCUUUUGCUACUGUGAUGGAAACAGUGGAAACAAGUGGUAAGAAAGUCUUAUCAACAGCUUCAUCAUCAGCCGCUUCUGUAGUACGUCAUAAGUAUGGUGAAGAAGCAGGUCAAUUAGCUGAUGAUACCACUCAAAGUAUUCAACAUGUCGUUUUGGUCUAUGUUGAUGCAAGUGGAAUGACAAGAAAAGCUUUAUUAAGAUCAGCAGGAAAAGCAGCUGUGAGAGGUAGAAUGAAAGAUGGUAGAGAAGUCAUCUUUGGUGAUGAUGAACAUGUGAAUCAAUGGAAUUCCAUGGAUCCUAAUCUAACUGAUCAGAAACAAACCGUGGCACCAAAACUUCCUUCGAGAAAGAAUUGAUCGAGUCGUUUUCUGUCUAUUCACUUGUUUGAUUUUUAGGAAAUUUAGAUUUGUAGAUUAAAAUUGUAUCGAAUAUGCACGAUAUUCUUUAGAAAAAAUGUUUGUUUGGAAUCUUCAGUCCUUUGUAUACAACUUUGACUAUUUGUCCAUUGGACUACUCCUCUGAAAUCGGAUUUAAUUUUAUUCGGAUGAUCGCAAAUCAUAGUGAGAGAAUUAAAACCAUGUGUCAGAUCUAUCUUGUAGAGAUCAUAACUCUUGAUAUUGCCUGUGGAAUCCCAAGUAACAUUUUGGGAAUACUUCCUGGAUGUAUAGCUUUAAGCUACAACUUGAGGUCAGGAUUCCAAAGUUGAUAAAAUUGUCUACGUAGAUGUCAUUCAGCUUCUUUUGCUUCAGGUUUUACAAAACAAUAGUCCAAGUUUUGUGUUGGUGGAGGGUUCAAGAAAUAUUGUGGGAAUUCAAAAGUGAUACCUGCACCACCUUGUAAUAAGAAUGAAGCUAUGAGUACUGUUAAUUGAGUUCCAACUGUCAAAGCUGCACUCAAGAUCAAAAUAUAUUUCUUAUACCAUCCUGAGUAGUGUUUUGAAAUAUAAAUUUGUGACAUGAUAGCAAUAAAGAAUCCCAUUGUUUUUCCAG